Messenger RNA from Saitoella complicata NRRL Y-17804, 983 nucleotides. RefSeq lists its product as uncharacterized. Lineage: Eukaryota; Fungi; Ascomycota; Saitoellomycetes; Saitoellales; Saitoellaceae. The record is from RefSeq and is a predicted model, not a curated record. Bases 246 to 824 code for a protein of 192 amino acids. The transcript is spliced from 3 exons.
GACCACCACCCAAACGGACGACACUCUACGCCUUGACGACGAUGGCACGGCCUGGCAUAAAGUGAGAUGCGAUGGCUAUGGCCUGGGCGUUGCGCCAUUGGCAAUUCCCUCUCUUACUCAGGAGGUUUAAGUAUCCCCCAACCGUCGCUAUUCUUCAAGAGGGAGUUUAAGGGUGUAAGUGUGGGCAAAGUCGACGUUCAACUUCAACUCCCAGGAAAGCGCUUGUACAGAAACGAACAGCCAAGAUGUGGUGCGACUGCUGUUGCAUCGUCCUCCCUCUCCGCCUGGGCGCAAUCAUCCUCUCUUCCCUCAUGCUAAUCUACCAAACCAUCGGCCUCUACCUCCUUCACACCUACUCCUCCAUCCUCCCCUUCUCCACCUACGAAACCUACUUUUACCUCGCCACCUCCGCUCUGCAACUCCUCACAACCUUCCUCUCGCUCGUCGCGCUCGGGAUUCGGUCGUGGGUGUUGACAAGGAUGGCGUGUUGGACGUGGUUGCCGUUGUUGUUGUUGGGUGGGGUCCGGGGUGGGGUUAUGGCGUAUAGGUUGCAGAAGGGGGUGUAUAGUGUUGAGUGGGUGUGUAACCAAAACGCUACAUCUACGCUCACUGCCAAUUCGUCGUACAUCACCAACACCACCACUGGGAUCGAGAGUAAGAUAUGUGCGGUGGGGGCACAGGCGGUUGUGGAGUAUGCUGCGAUCGCAUUGGUUGUGGAUUAUGUCCUGAUGUGUUAUUUGGCGUUUUUGGUGUGGAGGUAUCGGGCGUAUCUGUUGACGUUGGCGAGGUUUCCGAAGAUUGAUUAUGCCUCGUUGUAUACGUGAGGAGGAGGGAUGCUCUUUGUCGAUAUCGAUGUUGGAGAAGGGAAUGGCAGGGGUGUGGGAACUUUCAGUGAAGCCGGAAUUGACAGGCGGAGUGUCAGACGACACGGACGAUACUGAUGAAGAAUAUUGCUAUCAAAUUCAAUCAAAUCCUUACUCAAG